CACAAUUAAUGCAAACAUCACUUCAGACUAUAUUUUGUUAAUCAUAUGAAACGAGUGCUAAAAGUGUUGUCAAAUAAAUAGACAUCAAUUGAGUGGUUGCGCGAAGAGUUGGUCUCAUACUGACAUCGAGUGUCCGUUUGAGACAAAGAGUUAUCAAUUGAUUGAAUAGUGAUUAAGGAGACAAUCAGUGACCAUGAGUGAGAGCAAGGCCAAUUUGCGUAACUAUCAGAUCCAGUUACAACAGGUGGAGUCGGCCCUCACAACCGACCCGGACAACCAGGAACUCACGAAACUCAAGGAAGACCUACUCGAAGUGAUAGCACUGACCAAACAGUUGAUGGCCAGUGAGGGCGAGUCUGAAGGCAACAGUUCCUCCAAUAACGCGACAAAUAGUGAAACGAGUCAUAUCUUUGAAGCCGGAGAUCACUGUUUGGCGCCACUCAGCGAAGAUGGACAGUUCUAUGAGGCGAGAGUAGAGGACAUCACAUCCGACGGUCAGUGCACUGUAGUCUUCAAACACCGCAAAGUGUCUGAAGUAUGUUUGGUGUCACUACUGAAGCCAAUCGGCAAAAAGCGCAGCAAAGCGUCAGUAAAUCCAAAUCCGACCCAAUCUUUCGGUGACACUAGACUUAAGAGACAAGCGGUGACCGAACAGAAGGAAUACCUUAAGAAGAAGCAGCAGAAGAAGAAGGAGAGACUCAAAGACUUGGAGGAAGAGCGAGAGAAGGAUAAAGUGAAGUGGCAGUCAUUCAACACUAAAGCGUUUAAUAAGAACCUGAAGGGCGCCACCAAAAAGAGUAUCUUUGCAUCGCCUGAAUCCGUGUCCGGGAGAGUAGGCGUUGGGACUUGUGGUGUGGGCGGGAAACCAAUGACUGAAUUCACUCAUCAGGAGAAGUGGAAGAAAGCGGCCGGUUCUUCAGGUAUGGCAGGUAUGGUGUCUGGCCCUAUGCUGUCUGGCCCUCCCUCACGACUCGCACACAAUCAUAGAUAUAAAUAAAUCGAUAUAUCUUUUGUAAAUUAUAUGCAUUUUUAUUACUAAUAUUUUCAUUUCAAAUCUGUCG
Messenger RNA from Oppiella nova, 1061 nucleotides. The record is from the annotation of a GenBank genome assembly. NCBI's taxonomy places the organism in Eukaryota, Metazoa, Arthropoda, Arachnida, Sarcoptiformes, Oppiidae.